ACUAUCGUUACAUCACCUAUCAAAGAUGGCUGCGCCCAUAUUCGUUGCUUCGUUACUCUAUAUAGGGCCUUGCUUCGUUACAGAGUCGAGUUUGAUGGAGGUUUUACAGCCGCUUGUUCUGUAUUAUUUUGCUCGAUUGUGUUAAAUGAAGGCAUCUAAGAUUUUGUGACAUUGUAUAUUAAUAGGAGAAAAAUGUUGUCGGCGCUACGUUUUUACAAGACAAAUCCCCUGAGGAGGAUAAGUACUUAUGUGCUCUUUCCUGAGAUUCCUGAGGACACACCAGAGACAAACUGCCUUCUGAGAACCGGUCAGCCGCCAAAGUACUCGGAACUCACGCCUCUCAAGUGUCACGAUGCUGUCCUCAAGCUGGCCUACCAGUUUGAGUACGAUAUGGCCUGCUACGGGGAUGAUCUUGAAGACACGGGCCGGCUGCUGGCGCGCGCCGAGCCGCUCACCUGCGAUGAGGUGGUGGGGCCGAUCGAGCGGCGCGAGGUGCCCUUCAGCUACGUGUGGUCCACCGUCAAGAACCUGUACACGGUGGACCGGCAGCUGGUGCCGGCGCGCCUCUUCCAGCAGAUCCACGCCGCCGCCGCCAAGGCGCACGUCAGCAAGUACAACAACCCGUCCAUCUACGCCGCCUGCCAGGAGCUGCUCUCGGACCGACACCUGCUCUCAGAGGAGCAGACGCGCGUCGUCGAAAAGUACGCCCGCGACGGCCGGCUGAACGGCCUGGAGCUGCGCGGCGCCGACCUGCGCAAGUUCAAACUGCACUCGAGUAAACUGCGCCGAGAGCAGGCCGACUUUAUCGGUCGUGUGCGCGCCUCGGACGAGGUGUUCCGCCACCGGGUGGUCGAGUACGACCUGGUCAGGGGCAUCCCCGACCACAUUCUGCAGCGGAUGGCGCACAACCCCUCGGAGCCGCGCGCCGGCCCGUGGACGGUCACUCUGGAGCCGGAGGUGUACACCGCCUUCCUGGAGCACUGUCCCAGCGGCGCGCACCGGCUCAACGUGUGGCUGGCGCACGAGAUGCGCUGCUCCAACUUCAACCGCGACCUCAGCAACAGCACCUGCUCGGAGGAGAUCCGCUGGGCCAAGGACGACAUAGCGCGCCUGCUCGGCUACAAGACGCACAUGCAUAAGACGAUGGAGGUCAAGAUGGCCGGCCGCGUCUCGGCCGUGGAAAACAUGAUAGCCAGUCUGCUGGCCGCCGCGCGGCCCGUCCAGGACAGAGAGCUGGAGGAGCUGAACGCGUUCGCCCGCUCCAACGGCGAGCAGCAGCCGCUCGAGAUCUGCGACGUACCCUACUGGCGGCGACGGCACAAACUGAGCACCUUCAGCGCCGAGGAGUCGGACGCGGCCGGACAGUUCAGUCUGGUCGGGGCGCUGCGCUUCCUGACGGAGCUGUCCAGCCAACUGUUCGGAGUCGAAUUCCGAGUGGAGCAGGGAGACGAGGCGGAGCGGUGGCACCCGGAUGUGAUCCGACUCUCGGUCUGGGAGGACGGCCGGCGUCUCUCCGAGCUGCUGGUGGACCCCUACGCCAGGGAGGGCAAGUCGUUCCCGCUGGGCGCCGGCUGGACGUUCACCGGACGGCACCGCAGCGCCAUCUGCGACACCACGCCCAUCUCCUACCUCAACUUCAACUUCCCGCCGCCAGGUGGCAGUGGCCUCAGCUUCCGAGACGUCCAGACGCUCUUUGAGAAGUUCGGCCGCAGUAUGAUGACGCUGCUCUGCACGGUCCGGUACGCGGACGUCAGUGCCCCAAACAACAUGGAAUGGGACGCAGUGGACAUCGUGCCCAACGUCUUCAGAAACUGGCUGCGGGAGCCGGAGACGGUGCGGCGUCUGUCGGCCGCCGCCGGUGCCGGCCCACUCAGCGAGGCCACCUGCCGUCAGCUGAUCGCCGCCGGCGACCACCUGCAGGGACACGACCUGUGCCGGCAGCUGUACAUGGCGCAGCUCGACCUGAAGCUGCACCUCGGGAAGGACGGCUUCUGGCUGAACCUGCAGCAGGAGCUCUACAGCCAGUUCCUGCCGUUCCAGCUGAACAGCAAGGACGCGCACACCAUGAGUUUCGUACAGUCGCUGGCGCAGGACCUCGGCGGCGGCGUGUACAGCGCACUCUGGGCCCGGAUGAUUGCCGCCGACGUGUCGGCCGCCUUCAGCGAGUGCGCCGGCGACACGGAGCAGCUGCGCGCCGUCGGAAAAAGGUUCCGGGACACGUACCUGUCGGCCGGCGGCGCCGUCCACCCGUCCGAGGUGUUUCGCCGGUUCCGCGGCCGAGACCCCACCUGUGACGCCUUCAUCCGGCUGCACGGCCUGCACCGACUGGGCCGGCAGCAGCAGCACGGCUGAGCGGCCCGGCCCGGCCCGGCCCGGCCCCGUGCCGCUGUACCAGACCGCAGGACUGCAGCACCGCGGCCCAGUGUUGUUGUAUUGUGUUGUUAUCGGAGGCGGCUGUCAGUCUGUGCCGCCGCCGCCGGCCGGCCGGCCGCUGUGGACCGGUCCGCCCGCGCAGUACACACUGUACACAGUACGCAGUGUCCCGGCGCGGCGCGGCGCCGCUGGGAGCGUCCCCGUCCCCGGGCGUCUGCCGGCGCCGGCGCGGCCGGUGUCCGGUGGCUGAGCAGUGAGCAGGGGGGCCCGGUGAGCCGCUGCCGGCGCCGGCGCGGCCGGUGUCCGGUGGCUGAGCAGUGAGCAGGGGGCCGGGUGAGCGGCUGGCGGUGUCACGCCGCCGGCUCCGACUGCAGCGCCGCCGCCCCCGCCCCCGCCGCUGUCGGCCCGGCUGUUGGCCAGCCGCCGUAGUGUUGUGAUGACUAGGAGCUGUGCAAACGGGAGCCGAGCUGCUGAAUGGCCGAGUGCGAUCGUCCCAAUACAUGAUAGGUCCGGUAUG
This is a messenger RNA of Amphibalanus amphitrite, 2890 nucleotides long. RefSeq names its product probable cytosolic oligopeptidase A. NCBI's taxonomy places the organism in Eukaryota, Metazoa, Arthropoda, Thecostraca, Balanomorpha, Balanidae. The record is from RefSeq and is a predicted model, not a curated record. Gene Ontology annotation, biological process: proteolysis; peptide metabolic process. The coding region runs from base 193 to 2352 and encodes 719 amino acids. The transcript has 16 exons. Gene Ontology annotation, molecular function: metalloendopeptidase activity.